AUGUACCACCAAGACAGUAAACUUGUGGUUUGGAAUCCGGUUUCAGGGGAAACAAAGUGGAUCCAUCAACCUAGAAAAUCUUUCGAUAAGUACGAUGUCUUUGCUCUUGGUUACGAUAGCAAGUCCUCCUGUUACAAAAUCAUAAGGAUGGAUCAAAUUUUCCGUGGUGUCGUAGUUCAGAUUGAUUACGAAACUUAUGACUUAAUCUCUAACUCAUGGAGUGAUAUUUGUGUGAAAACCGACCGGUUCUACCUACCAUGGGAUUGGAGGAGUGGCGUGUCUGUGAAGGGACAUACAUACUGGCUUGCUAUGAUCAACAUGCGCCAUCUGCGCUUUUACUAA
Molecule: messenger RNA, 342 nt
Organism: Microthlaspi erraticum
Lineage: Eukaryota; Viridiplantae; Streptophyta; Magnoliopsida; Brassicales; Brassicaceae
Source: the annotation of a GenBank genome assembly